AUGAAUCUUAGCUUAUUAGAUCCAUUUAGAAUAGGAGAUGUACCAGAGUCAAUAGAAGAUUAUCUAGUGGAUCAUGUCGAAUCAAAAGCAAACUGUUUACAGUUCAAUAGAAGAGGUUUACUGUUGGCUGUCGGUAAUCAAUCCGGUGUUGUAGUAAUAUGGGAUUUCGAUACAAAAUCAAUAUCUAAACAAUUGAAAGCUCAUAAACAAUGUGUAAAUUCUGUUGGAUGGACAAGAAACGGUAAAAGAAUACUUAGUUGUAGUACCGAUGGAUCAUUGAUAUUAUGGAACCUAAUAGAUGACUCAAUAGAAACAAAGAUUGAUUUCGAAUCACCGGUACUCUUCUCUCAACUUCACCCAAGAAAUAGUGAUCUGUGUAUAGUUUGUCCGGCAGGAUCACCACCUCUGCUGAUAGAACUGUCGACCAAGAAACAAACAAAGAUAUGUGCAAUGCCAGAUCCAAAUGAACCAGUUCAUAGCAAGACAAAGUCGGUAGAAUACAAUAUGAUUGCAUCGUUUACAAGAAAAGGAGAGAAGAUCGUUGUCGGCGAUUGGCGUGGACAGAUCACCAUUAUAGAUUCAAAGAGCAUGGAAGUGGAACGAACGUUUAAACUGCCGACAGCAGCCGGCGUCAAGGAGUUUCAGUUUAUGUACACCGCACGUUGGAGUGACUUUGCACCAGACUUUACAGAGCUGGACGAGAACGAAGAGUACAUAGAGCGAGAGGAUGAAUUCGAUGCCGAUUUCGAAGAUGCCAAAGACAAGAAAGAUAGAGAAGCACAAGAGAAACUAAACAAAGAAAAAGAAAAGGAAAAAGAAAAAGAUGCAAACUCAAUGCAAAUCGAUAACAAAGAUAAUAAUAAGAAUAAGGAAAUUGAUAUAAUAGAUAUUAUGACAACAGAUAAGAUUUCGGAAUUCAGUAGCGAUGAAGAAGAAGAUGUUUAUAUUUAUCCAACAGUACCGGAAAGAGAUAACAGUAGUUUCAUACAUGCAAACACUGUUAAUACUCAAAAUAUAGAUAAUAAUGAAAAUAUAACAAUAAACGAAUCAUAA
Molecule: messenger RNA, 1053 nt
Organism: Heterostelium album PN500
Lineage: Eukaryota; Evosea; Eumycetozoa; Acytosteliales; Acytosteliaceae
Gene: rbbE
Product: WD-40 repeat-containing protein
Exons: 3
Coding region: 1-1053 (350 amino acids)
Cellular component (GO): Set1C/COMPASS complex
Molecular function (GO): protein binding
Source: RefSeq, a predicted model, not a curated record